Molecule: messenger RNA, 2219 nt
Organism: Bombus pascuorum
Lineage: Eukaryota; Metazoa; Arthropoda; Insecta; Hymenoptera; Apidae
Product: short stature homeobox protein 2-like
Exons: 4
Coding region: 101-1225 (374 amino acids)
Biological process (GO): regulation of transcription by RNA polymerase II
Cellular component (GO): nucleus
Molecular function (GO): sequence-specific double-stranded DNA binding; DNA-binding transcription factor activity, RNA polymerase II-specific
Source: RefSeq, a predicted model, not a curated record
CCACCGACCAGCCACCUUCGUGCACCCCCUUCGGUGCUCUCGUCCUCGGCGACGAGGUUGACGCGAGAGCCGCGUCGUCGCGCGAGUCUUCUCCGCGAGGAUGGAGCAGCUCGCCCAGUUCGUUUCCAAGAGCUUCGACAACGCGGCUGGCGAACACGCGCCAUGCAGGACAACCACCGAACGACCUCCGUCCGCGAGGAUCACCCUCAGUGUCGCGCAUUUGCUCGGCGAUUCUGCGGAGAACGAUGGCAAUGUCGGUGCAGGGACGAGCGAAUCCGCUCAAGAUCCAUCGAGCGUCGAGGCGAGCAGCGUGGAUGAACCGCCGUCGCCGGAAGGCCGUCUCCAACCGGAAGAUCUCUCCGUUACGACCAAGAGCAAGGAGGCGAAGGACGUGGUUAACACCGUGGACAGCCUCCCGCCUCUAAAAACACCGGAAUUAAAGCUCUCCGUAAGAAAAUUGCUAGGAUGCAGUCCGUCGCCACCACCGAUUUCGAGAGAUCGUUCAGCUAGCCCUGAAAAUUGUGUCGAAUUGAAAAGUCAAGCAUCUAACGAAACGAAAUCGUCGGAUUUGAAGCUACAGUCGCAGGUUUCGAGGUCUUUGAUGCAGGGACAGGAAGAAAGUACGAAAGGAUCGAACUGUCGUAAUAGCGGAAACGGGAACGGGAAACAGAGAAGAUCUCGAACAAAUUUCACUUUGGAACAAUUGGCUGAAUUGGAAAGGCUGUUCGAUGAGACGCAUUAUCCUGACGCGUUCAUGAGAGAAGAACUGAGCCAGAGACUCGGUUUAAGCGAGGCGAGAGUUCAAGUCUGGUUUCAGAACCGACGUGCCAAGUGCCGCAAGCACGAGAGUCAAUUGCAUAAAGCAGGUGGAAUGGUGCUGGCUCCUCGAAGUCCGCCAGCGACCCUGGAACCGUGUCGAGUGGCGCCGUACCUACCGGCCUUGAGGUUGCACCCCCCAAUGCAGGGUGCCGGUGGCAACAUGACCACCGCGGCAGGUUCUGCGUUCGACCCAGCUGUCCUCCAUUACGCGGCAGCCGGCGGUCUUUUCUGUCUUCCACCACCGCCGCCUCCGCCACCGACGUCCACUCAUCCGCACCCUCAUCCCCUGAGUUUGGCGGCUUCGUUGGCUGCGGCCGCAGCACGUUCCAAAAAUAGCAGCAUCGCGGAUCUAAGGUUGAAAGCCAGACGACACCAGGAAGCAUUGGGACUCGACAGGCCUGCGUAAAACGAAAAAACUCCGACUUCGAAGUCGACUAACAGCGAUUGUUGCUGUUUCCUUGCACGGUGGUGAGUAUGGUAUCGUUCAGAGAGUUUCUCCGUAUGAUUCGUUGGGUUUCGAGGUUUAUUCGAAGAUUAUUUCGACGAUAGGAAGCGUCUUCGAUCUUGCAGAACAUUUUCUUCCAUUCACUUUUUGGCGUGAAAAGUAACAGGGUGUUUUGGAGGGGAAGAGUUUGAGAUCGGAUGAAGUAGAUUUCUUUUGGAACGCUGGAAUUAUUUUAGAAGAAUAAAGUUGAUCGUAGCCGACUCACCACCGUUGUGAAACUGUGCAGGUGAAUAUUGAUUCGCUUAGAGUAUUUGGCAAGCACUUGACUUCUUGGUUGUCGAGUAUUAUCAAGAUACUCGCUUCACGUAUUAAAUUUUCUAACAAUAACGAAGAGAUGUUGUUUCCAAGUAAAUCAUUUUUCAUUUUUUCGCUUUAUUUAAUACUAUUACAUCUAUAGUAGCUAUUUUUUGACGAUUUGGCGAAGCUCUGCAAAAUCGUGAUGCAAGGAUACUCGUCAGCGAGACAGCUGCAUCAGUACGUGUCCGAGAAGUACAAACGGAGACUCGAUGUGUAUAAAGUGAACAAUUUCCGGGAGAAGUGUGUAUUAUACAUAUAAUAUAAAGUAUUAUACAUAAAUAUAAAUAGUCGAGGGUCGGUAGUAGCUGGGCUUGGAAAUAACGAGUCGGUGAGAAGUUGCAUCCGUCGGAACGGUCGAAAUUUCUCAUUCCGAGACGAAUAAAUUCUUUGUAUUUCGAUUUCUAUUUUCUUCGUUGAGCCACGAAGUGAAUAUCAAUGAAAUUCUGAAAAUGCAUGGAACGAUGUUGUAGAAUGAUGGGUGUGAAAAAUUCAGAGAUUUCGAUAGGUGUCUAGCGUCUCCAGGCGAUUAAAACGAAUUCGGCGAUGGCGUGUUGAGGAUACAUGAUUGUUCUUGAAUACAUGAUUGUCACACUGUAUA